AGGAAGAGGAACUAAAUUUGACCCAAACGGGGACGAGGGUGGCGACUGGCCCGAAAAACCGGCAGGUCUGGCCGUAGCUGCGGCCCCGGGUUGUGCUCAGGACAAAGAUCAUGCGGACCACCACAACAUAGGCGGAACUGGCCUGACCGUUGUCCGCGAUGCCGACAUUGCCAUUGCACGUGCACCGUCGAGAAAUUGGUACAACAUGCUUCACGAGGAGGAACAAGUCCAGGGAGAUUAUCGUCGUGUCGCCGAAGCCGAUCUUCAUGUGCAGAGUCGGCAUCAAGAACAGCAUCAAUUUGUUGCUCCUAGUACGUCGAGCGCGCACCAGCAACAUCAAAACCAAGAGGACCACCGCGAGCACGAACAGAUGUUGCCUGAUCUGCGACGCGAAGUAGAGAAAAUUCGCAGCGAAUUCGUCUUUUCGGCCUCGGAUUUCGAGACAGAUGAGAUUGAGGAGGAGAUUCUGUCUCGCGUCGAGCAUCAGGCUGAGAGGGUGCUGGCCGGGAAAAUGCUGGACCAACGUCAGAUGGAACCAGGGAAAACUGAAGAAGAAGAGACUUCUGAAGAUCUUGUAGGAAAUGCAGUGAAAGCUCAACAAGAAGGAGAAGGUGAAGGCACAUCAAGCUCAAGUUCGGGGUUCUGGUAUGCACGCGGCGGGGGCCAAGAAAUAGAACAGCAACAGGAAAACAAAGAACACUGCAAGAUCGUCCACGACCGCGCAGCUUCAGCUCAACAAAAAGAGGACCCGCAUCUGCAUCAGGCUGACCACCAUGAUCAAGAGACCACAACCCAAGAACGCAAUAAUUCUUGUUUUACCUUCGGCGCCGCUGCCCACGCUCCUGUUCCGAUGAUCGCAAGUGCCUGUGGCAUCCCCAUGCAGAUGGUGGUUGUUGGUAUGGUACCAGUGUACCAGUACGCCUACGCUCAAGCCAUGCUGCCCCCGCGGCUACCUGAGGAAACGCGGCUAGAGUACCACACGCUAAUGCACGGCACUCCUCGCUGCGACCUGACGAGUGCAGCCGCGUCUUCGAACGGCGCCAACGUGAACGCUCCAUGUUCGCUUUGCCUGCAGCCUACCGCGGGUUGUAUUACGCCAGGUGGUCCGCCAGCAGUAGUUGUGCCUUGUUCUAUUUUUGUCAAUGCCACGAAUCGGAAUCAUGAUGCCGCCUCUGCAUUUUCCUGUGCAGCGUCGAACAGCAGCUUCGUCUACCACACGAGCUGUAAUAGUGCUGGAGGGCCGGGUUGUUCGUCUGCUUCAAAUGCAACUAUGUUCUUGGAGGACAUUAAACCGUCGACAACCGUAUCUUCGGACGAGUGGAAGGACGAGCCUGGUCCUAGCAUGGAAGAAGUCGUAGAAGAUGCAGUCGCUCCAGCGGAACAGGAGAUGAACGUGGACAACCGCCGCGGCGCGUCGACGCCCGAUGCUGCGGCUUCGCCAAGCGUGAGAACUGUGAAGACCGUGACUGAGGGAACAUUCCAAAGCCCUGACCUUGCAGAUGCAAAGACAGUACCACGACCACCUUUCAAUGCGUUCCCUCCGCGCAAUCCUGGCUCGUGUGGGCACCCCCAUGCGUGUGCAGAGGCGUGCAAGUAUGUUCGCAAGCAGCGCGGGUGCAAGGACGGAGAUAAUUGCGACCGCUGUCACGUGUGCAUUUGGCGGCCCCCGCCGCGCCUCGCGGAACUGCGCAAACAAGCGAGACUGAAGCACCGCGGUUUGGUAAAAACUGCAUGCGUGUCCUCGUCGUGCUCUCAGGCCGCGGACAAUGAAAAGCAAGCACCAGCAGUGGAUGAGCAAGAAUCAGCCAAAGAUGCCACUUCCAGUACAAUUACAACUCCAGCCUCCUGCUCUGCGCAACAAGUGCGAGCAGAUGGUCCUUGUGUGCGAGCCGAACCAGAGCACUAUAUUAGUGCUCCUGCACCUGCUUCUGCAGGACGAGAGGACGAGCUACUUCCACCAGAACAAGAUGAGAGGCUGACAACUGGGUACGGAGACGAGGGCAAGAAACAGAAAAACGCUGCCAACGAGAACGAGGUUGUAGUACCGUCGCACAGUGCUUCUAUACUUCACGACAGCUAUCGCGCUACAGUGAAAGUUGUAGAUGAAGCAGCUGCAGGAGGAGGAGCUGCUCCAUCUUCAUCUGCAUCUGCUAGUACGCAGCCAGGCAUCAUCGUCCAAGGUGGUCAUCCUGGGGUGAAAAGUGUUGGCAACAAGUACGUCGACGAGGACCCCGACCUGUUCGUGGACGAGAACCUAGCGGCGCGCUCCAUGUGGUCAAGACAGCUGUCGGACGAAGUAAGCGCGGCCAGUACACGACUGCCGGAGGACGUGGACCACCACCAGAUGGCGGAAAAAGACGUAUCAGCUACUGAAACUACCGACUGCACCGGUGCAGUGCCGGGCGGGGGCGAAGUAGAUCCUCAUCUAAGCAUUGUGGAAGAUGACGCCGAUCCGCGGGUUGGGCUGGGAAAGUUGCAUGUGCUUCCACAGUGCGUGGAGUUUCGUCGGGAGUUUUCCCUGUCUAGUAUCUCAGAACUGGGUGGUGCUGGCUGCGACGAUGAAGAAGACGAAGACGAAGGCCUGACGAGACGAAGGCCUGACGAGGACGGGUUAGAAAUAACAUCCCAGAAUAGACGGCCUCGUGUACGAACAUCGUCAGAACAAUGGGCCGCGGGAAGGAACAUCACAAGUGUUGAUGUAGUUCCUGACCAAACUGGUGCAGAAGCAGGGUGGCGCAGUGCAGCAGCUGCUCCUGGUAUUGCGCCGCAGCUGCCAGAAGAACAGAAAACGGUGGAGCACGAGCAGCCGGGAUGUCACGCGGACGGCUCUUCCUGCAGUUUGGGCGGGCAGCAAGCAGAUGCAAAUUGCUAUCUCUCCUCGACGUCGUCUUGUCCUGUGUACUACAGCUGCUUUGCUGGCUACAAGAACCACCC
Amoebophrya sp. A120 is the source of this 2934-nucleotide messenger RNA. The record is from the annotation of a GenBank genome assembly. NCBI's taxonomy places the organism in Eukaryota, Dinophyceae, Syndiniales, Amoebophryaceae.